This is a messenger RNA of Trichoplax adhaerens, 1827 nucleotides long. RefSeq lists its product as uncharacterized. Gene Ontology annotation, biological process: protein phosphorylation; microtubule cytoskeleton organization; intracellular signal transduction. Gene Ontology annotation, molecular function: tau-protein kinase activity; protein serine/threonine kinase activity; ATP binding. Gene Ontology annotation, cellular component: cytoplasm. The transcript has 24 exons. Bases 1 to 1827 code for a protein of 608 amino acids. Lineage: Eukaryota; Metazoa; Placozoa; Uniplacotomia; Trichoplacea; Trichoplacidae. The record is from RefSeq and is a predicted model, not a curated record.
AUGGCCGAUGAACAUCAGUUUGUCGGGCCUUAUAUAUUGGAAAGAACCCUUGGUAAAGGCCAAACAGGUUUAGUCAAGCUAGGAAUUCACUGUCAAACUCGUAAAAAAGUGGCUAUCAAGAUUAUCUGUCGUGAUAAACUGAGUAAAUCUUUGUUAUCUAAGGUUGAAAGAGAAAUUACGAUCAUGAAAUUGAUUGAGCAUCCACACGUUUUGGGAUUAUUUGAUGUAUACGAAAAUAAAAAAAUGCUUUACUUAGUUCUGGAACAUGUCAGUGGUGGAGAACUUUUCGAUUAUUUAGUCAAAAAAGGUCGCUUGUCGCCUAAGGAGGCUAGGAAAUAUUUCAGGCAAAUCAUUUCUGCUUUAGAUUUUUGCCAGAGUCACUGCAUUUGCCAUCGCGAUUUGAAACCUGAAAAUUUGUUGCUGGAUGGUAAAAUGAAUAUCAAAGUUGCUGAUUUUGGCAUGGCCUCUUUACAGAAAAUUUCUCCUCAUUAUGUGUGCCCAGAAAUCAUUAGGGGAGAAAAGUACGAUGGUCGCAAAGCUGACGUCUGGAGUGCUGGUGUUAUUCUUUUCGCUUUAUUAGUCGGAUCAUUACCAUUUGAUGAUGAAAAUCUUAGAAGGCUAUUAGACAAGGUCAAAAAAGGCAACUUUAGCAUUCCUGAUUUUGUGCCCAGCGAAUGUCAAGAUUUAUUGAAACGCAUGAUAGAGAAAGAUCCAGAAAAAAGAUAUUCGAUUGCAGAUGUUUAUAAACAUCCAUGGAUGAAAGACUACUGCGGAGAGGUGGAAUUAGAAGCACCAAUGCAAGAUGUAGUCCAGACAGAGAUGAUUUCUUCUGAAUCUAUGAUCGAUCUUGAUGUAUUCGAUUCAAUGACAAGUUUGGGAUGCUUUAAAGAUAAGGAUGACUUGAAGAAGAAGCUUUUAGACCCACAUCACAAUACGCAAAAAGUUGUUUAUUACCUUUUACUUGAUCGUAAACUUCGCAAGCCAGCAGUGAACGAUGUUGAUCCUUUCUUUGAUUUGGAUAUCUCUGAUCCACCGCGUAAGCGAGUAGAUUCAUUUAACUCUCCUCGUCAGUCUCCAAGGUUAGCCCAUCAGAAAACUUACCGAUACACCGCCUAUCACAAGACCUCGAUCAGUUACUGUGUCUUCGUAAGGCAACUUAAUUUUAUAGACAUCACACGACGAUAUUGGAUUAUAUUUAAGAUAAGGAAUACUAAUCUUGUUUAUAUUAAUAGAGCUGGAUCUCCUCAACCUCUUAAUAGAAUUAGCCAGAUUGACCUUAGCAGCGACGAUGAUAAUGGUCGCCCGGGAACUCCGGCUAAAGAUGAUGGAACGAAUGGCCAGAGUCCGCAAUGGAAGUCAAAAAUAUCUAAUAUUAAGAAAUCUAUCAUUGGUACACCUAGAUUCCACAGAAGGAAGAUGAUUGGUAUGUCGUGGUUUAGUCAGUUAGUUGGCAACAUCGAUUCUGAUGAUGUUUUCGUCAUAAUCAAGGAUAAAAACAUCUCUAUGAUAAAAGCAGACUUGAUACAAGCCUUGCUCUCGAUGAAGGAUCUUACUCAUCAGGUUACUUCAGCGACUCAAAUUAUCGCAGAAAUUAAAAAAUCAUCCGUAUUCCAAUCUAAACCGCUAAAGUUUAUGAUCAACAUUGAGAGCUCCAAAACGAAUUCAGAUAGUCUCUACUAUACGGUUACAAUGAAGUUAUUGACAUCUGGGCAAAAAAGACGAUUUAAAAAGAUUGCCGAUAAUAUUCAGAAGAGUAGCUUUGCAACCGAGCUCAAUCCCAGUUCGCAGAAGCUAUCAUUGCACUAUUACGACGAUUGGCUACAUUAA